UGUUAUCAUUCGCUGGUAAAUGGAUGAACUGGAGAACAUCAUUCUGAGUGAGCACUCAAAAAGAUUUGGCUACAGAACCAUUAUGGCAUCAAGAAACCUCUGGAAUAUGAGAAGUAACUUUCUUUUUGGUUCAAGAUGUUGUAUAAUCCAACAUUCAGCAGAAAUCCUCCUCAAAUUGGUUUCAUUUAGGCCUUUUGGUGCAAAAUGUAUUAAUGCAGACAACAAAGCUUUGGAAAAUGAGGACCUACUGAACAACUUACUUACUAUGGGAGUUGAUAUUGACAGGGCAAAGAAACGACAGCCUGGCGUUUUUAAUAGGAUGGUUACUAAUGAGCAGGAACUGCAGGUGUUCCUUCUAUCAAAAGGAGCUAGCAAAGAAGUGAUUGCUAGCAUCAUAUCAAGAUAUCCACGAGCCAUAACACGUACUUCUGAAAGUCUUUCAAAACGGUGGGAUCUAUGGAGAAAGAUUAUAACAUCAGACCUUGAAAUUGUAAAUAUUUUGGAACGCUCUCCUGAAUCCUUUUUUCGGUCCAAUAACAACCAAAACUUAGAGAAUAAUAUAAAGUUCCUACACUCAGUUGGAUUGACCCAUAAGUGCCUUUGUCGACUGUUGACUAAUGCUCCUCGGACCUUCUCCAAUAGUCUUGAUUUGAAUAAACAGAUGGUUGAAUUAUUGCGGGAAAUCUGUGUGUCCUUGGGUCACAGUGAUCCUACAGAUUUUAUCAGGAAGAUAAUUUAUAAAAACCCUUUUAUCUUAAUCCAGAGUACCAAGCGGGUGAAAACUAACAUUGAAUUUUUACAGUCCACUUUCAACUUGAACAAUGGAAAGCUGCUCCUUCUGAUAUGUGGUCCAGGAGCUGGAAUCUUAGACCUUUCCAAUGACUAUGUCAAAAGAAACUACACAAAUAUAAAAGAGAAGCUGUUUUCUCUUGGAUGUACUGACAAAGAAGUACAGACAUUUGUUUUAAGCUAUCCAGAUGUGAUCUUCUUGGCAGAGAAAAAGUUUAAUGAUAAAAUAGACUGUCUCAUAGAGGGAAAAAUUAGUAUUUCACAAAUAAUUAAAAAUGCUCGGAUUCUGGAUUCAAGCAUAAGUACUUUGAAAAGUCGAAUUAAAGAAUUGGUACAUGCUGGUUAUAAUCUGAGUACAUUGAACAUAAAUCUUCUAUCUUGGAGUCAAAAAAGAUACAAAGCUAAAUUGAAAAAAUUAAAUGUAUAG
This is a messenger RNA of Castor canadensis (American beaver), 1216 nucleotides long. The record is from RefSeq and is a predicted model, not a curated record. Lineage: Eukaryota; Metazoa; Chordata; Mammalia; Rodentia; Castoridae.